AUGAAGACAGCCGCUGCGAUCUAUGAUGACAACCACUUCCUCGCUGCCAAAGCCAAACGCGAAGCCCGUAACUUUCAUCUGCCCCCCUCGCAGGGCCAACAACCAACCGUCCGCGACCUGCCCACGAUGCCGGCAGACGUUCCGGACAUCAGUCGGUUUCAUUGGACAUCUUCCUACCAACUGCAGCACCCGGAAGACAUCGGCUGA
Spirometra erinaceieuropaei is the source of this 207-nucleotide messenger RNA. The record is from the annotation of a GenBank genome assembly. Lineage: Eukaryota; Metazoa; Platyhelminthes; Cestoda; Diphyllobothriidea; Diphyllobothriidae.